Molecule: messenger RNA, 1893 nt
Organism: Colletotrichum higginsianum IMI 349063
Lineage: Eukaryota; Fungi; Ascomycota; Sordariomycetes; Glomerellales; Glomerellaceae
Product: AMP-binding enzyme
Exons: 3
Coding region: 1-1893 (630 amino acids)
Molecular function (GO): long-chain fatty acid transmembrane transporter activity; long-chain fatty acid-CoA ligase activity
Source: RefSeq, a predicted model, not a curated record
AUGCCUGUUCCGCUCGCCCUUGCGGUACCAGCUGCGGUCGCAGCUUAUUCCUACGUCAACGCUCGAAUUUCCUUGUGGUAUGACCGACAACUGCUCACCUGCGCCUUGCCCGCGACUCUCUCCGCGCUCUGGCGCGAACGAACCGACCAACUAAACCAAUUCUACGUCCUUGAGCGCGCCGCGCUAAACAAAUCUUCGGCCAACCGCACAUUCAUUAUUUUCGAGGGCAAGAUAUACACCUAUCGGGAGACGUACGAUCAAGUCCUGAAAUAUGGCACUUGGCUACGGGAACGCUUCGGCGUCAAGCCCAAGGACAUUGUUGCAAUGGACUUUCAGAACUCCGACGUCUUUGUCUUCUUGUGGUUUGGUCUCUGGUCCAUCGGUGCAAAGCCAGCCUUCAUUAACUACAACUUGACCGGCAAACCGCUAGCCCACUGCGCCAAAGCCGCGAAGACGAAACUGAUGCUCAUUGACCCCAACGUUGUCGCCAACGUUGGUGACGAUGUGAGGACCGAGCUGGAUGAUGUGCAGUUUGUCGUGCUCGACGAUGCUGUGCACCGAGAAAUCGACGCCACUCACCCCAAGCGCGCGCCCGAUUCAGACCGAUCCGAAAGCCAGUACCAAAACCUGGCCAUCCUCAUAUACACGUCAGGGACGACGGGCAUGCCCAAGCCGGCUAUCGUGUCCUGGGCAAAGUGCAUUGUCGGAAGUGUAUUCACGUCGAGGUUCACCAGCAACUCCCCAAGCGAGGUUUUCUAUACCGCCAUGCCGCUGUAUCACAGCUCCGCCGCCCUGCUGGGCUUUCUCAACUCCCUCGAGGCGGGCGCCACCAUUUGCAUUGGACGAAAAUUUUCGACAAAACUGUUCUGGGAAGAGGUUCGCUCGUCCGGAGCCACCAUCAUUCAAUAUGUUGGCGAGACCUGCCGAUACCUUCUCGCCGCACCGCCUCAGGUUGACCCCAACACGGGUGAGAACCUCGACACGAAACACAAGGUACGGGUGGCCUUCGGCAAUGGACUUAGGCCGGACGUGUGGAACAAGUUCAAAGACAGGUUUGGCAUCGACUCCAUCGCCGAGUUCUAUGCUGCAACUGAGGGCUCCUUUGGGACCUGGAACCUGAGCCGCAACGACUUCGCCAAGGGCGCUGUUGGAAGAAACGGCAUGCUCUACAGCCUAGUGCUAGGCCUUGACGUUGCGUUGGCCCAGAUGGAUGAGAAUAAUGAAGCGCCACUAAGAGACAAGAAGACGGGCUUGUGCAAGCCCGCCAAAUCCGGCGACCCAGGCGAACUCAUGUUCCGACUCUCUCCCAACGACCUAGACCGCCGCUUCCAAGGUUACUACGGUAAUCCUGAUGCUACAAAGGCCAAGAUCAUGCGGAACGUCUUCUCCAAGGGGGAUGCGUGGUUCAGGACAGGUGACGUGGUGCGGUGGGAUUGCGAAGGACGACUCUACUUCUCCGAUCGUAUAGGCGAUACCUUUCGCUGGAAGAGUGAGAACGUAUCAACGCAGGAGGUUGGCGAGGCGGUGGGCUCGCAUCCGUCGGUACAGGAAGCCAACGUGUACGGCGUGGAGGUGCCGAGUCAUGACGGUCGCGCGGGAUGCGCCGCUGUCGUCCUGCACGACCAGCCAUCGGAAGACGUUAUGAAGAGCAUUGCGCAGCACGUCAAGAACUCGUUGCCCAAGUACGCCUUGCCGAUAUUCCUGCGCGUCAUGCCCCCCGAAGCCAUGCAGACGACCGGUACGAAUAAGCAGCAAAAGCACGUCUUACGAGCACAAGGCGUCAACCCAGCAAGCGCGAGCGUUGGGGUGGUCUACUGGCUGAAGAAUGACACAUAUGUGCCUUUCUCGCAGCGAGACUGGGAUGAGCUCAAUGGUGGACGAAUGAAGCUGUAA